AUGUCGAGCAAAGAAAGAGCAGUUUGUGGGCUCAAAAUGCUAUUCAGGUUACCCAAUAGGAUUUUGCCACUUUUUGAGAAGUGCCAUGUUAGAAGUCUGCAUGUCUUCCCAUGCGUAAAGGCCGAAGAAACCGCCAAUUCCGUGGUGUCGAAGUUGUCGAAAGAUCAAAUGAAGAAAAGAGAAAUUAGAAGGCUAGCACAACGGAAAGCUGCCGCCAGAAGACCUGCAAGCGAACAUCCUUUGUACAUGCCUGUCAAUAAGGCGCUGCGAUUCUUAAGAGCUGCAGAAGUUGGCCAACCACAUUCACAACAAACGCUGAGCGUGACUACGACGGUUGUUUCAGAAAGAGGUGCGCCUCUUUUGAGCGGCAACCUGUCCUUCCCUAACGCUUUGAAGAGUGUCAAAGUGGCUGUUUUCACUAAUGAUGAGCAACAAGCGCAGCUGGCCCGAGAAAAGUUUAACUGUCAUUUAGUUGGCGGUACUGAAUUGGUAGAAAGGAUCAAAGCGGGUGAAUUGGCCCUGGAUUUUGACAAGAGUUUUGCUACGCCUGACAUUGCAAAUACUUUAGCUUCGCAAAUAGGCCGUAUUCUGGGUCCUCGCGGCCUACUGCCCGCCGCCAAAAAAGGUACUGUUUCUGACAAUUUGGAGGCCCUCCUCGCGGAUAGCAUGGGUUCUUUGCCUUUUAGGCAGCGUGGUAAUAGUGUGAGUAUAGCUGUCGGCAAAUGCUCUUUCACGGAUAAACAGAUGCUGGAGAAUAUCGUGGCCGCCCAAAAAGGUGUUAAAUUUGCUUUAUCCAAUCAAAAGACGAAAAAGCCAAGUCUCUUGGGUCAAACAACACUCACAUCUACUCACGGCCCGGGCAUUGUGAUUGAUUUCGCCUAG
This is a messenger RNA of Lachancea nothofagi CBS 11611, 882 nucleotides long. The record is from the annotation of a GenBank genome assembly. NCBI's taxonomy places the organism in Eukaryota, Fungi, Ascomycota, Saccharomycetes, Saccharomycetales, Saccharomycetaceae.